AUGGUGAUGCUGUCAGUUUCUUCAGCUGCACUGCUUCUGUCUACAGUAGCAUAUGCCUGUAGAAAGAAAAUGAAAAUGCAUCACAAAAAAGGACGAGGGAGCAGUCCACAUACCCUUGUUAAGGAUCAUUCCAGUGUUCAGAUAGAAAACCUUGAUGAGGUACCUUUUCUUAGCAUGUAUCAAAUAGCUAAGGCUACUGAUAACUUUAAAAUUGAUAAUAAGAUUGGAGAAGGUGGUUUUGGUCCAGUUUACAAGGGUGUGUUGGAAGAUGGGAAAGUAAUCGCUGUAAAGCGUCUCUCAGAAACAUCCCAACAAGGACUUGAUGAGUUCCAAAAUGAAGUCAUUUGUAUCGCCAAACUUCAACAUCGGAAUCUUGUGAAGCUUCUUGGAUACUGCAUUCAUGCAAAUGAAAGGAUUCUAGUUUAUGAAUACAUGGAAAACAAAAGCUUGGACUCAUUUCUGUUUGAUGAAGCCACAGGUUCGAUGCUUGACUGGCCUCAGCGCUUUCACAUUAUCCAUGGUAUUGCUCGAGGUAUUCUUUAUCUACAUCAAGAUUCCCGCCUCCAAAUCAUCCACAGAGAUCUCAAGGCAGGUAAUAUCUUGCUGGACAGUGAAAUGAAUCCAAAAAUAUCAGACUUUGGCCUUGCUCGGAAAUUUGUAGGACAGGAUGACAUGGCUAAGACAAAGAAGGUUGUUGGAACAUAUGGUUAUAUUUCUCCUGAGUAUGCGGUACAUGGAUGUUUCUCUAUAAAGUCGGAUGUAUUUAGCUUUGGUGUAAUUGUGCUGGAGAUAGUGAGUGGAAAAAAGAACAGAGAGUUCUCUCAUGAGGCUCACAGUGACAACCUUCUUGGACAUGCAUGGAGACUCUAUAAAGAAAACAAGUCCAUUCAACUAUUGAGUGCGUCUUUACGCAACUCCUGCGUUAUCUCUGAAGUACUACGAUCAAUACAUAUUGGAUUAUUGUGCGUGCAACAUCAUGCAGAAGAUAGGCCAACUAUGUUGUCUGUGGUUUUGAUGCUGAUUAGCGAGGGUGCAUUGCCUCCACCUAAGCAACCAGCUUUCUUCACGGAAGAAAGUCACCGUCAAGUCAACUCUGUUUCAACUCUAGAGGAAUACACAAUAACACUAUUGCAUGCUAGAUAG
Molecule: messenger RNA, 1143 nt
Organism: Lactuca virosa
Lineage: Eukaryota; Viridiplantae; Streptophyta; Magnoliopsida; Asterales; Asteraceae
Source: the annotation of a GenBank genome assembly